UUUCUAAACCCUCGCCGUGGGCUCCUCGUCGUCGGGAUAAAAAUAAUUACAGAUCAAAAGCAAAGUGAAGAAGAAAGCUCGCUGACCAUGUCCUGGAUGAAAGGAGAUUUACUUUCCAAAAGCAGGAGGCUUGUUGGCGGACUCGCUAUGCGAGAGCCUGUUUGGCUUAAAGCCAUGGAAGCAUCACCUCCUCCUGUCUUUCCUCGCUCUAAUGGGAACCUCAAGAAGAUUGUUCUCCCUGAAGAUUCCUACGUUCGUCGAUUCGCACGCAAGCAUCCUGAAGCGAAACUCGUCGAACCCAUCAAGGUUUCGGCGUUUAUUCCUGAUCCAGCUCGGGUAUAUGGUUGUCGUGUCCUUCAACUGACCAAGAAUGGCAUCAGCGAGGAUGACGCCAUGUCCGUAGCUAAUAUGGAGUAUCUUGCAGAGAGAAAGGAAAAGAAGAAAGCAUACAAACGCUUAAAGGAGCUUGCUGUACUGCAAGACAAGGCUCCUCCUCCUAAACCCUAUCUUAGUUCCAAAAGAGAGAUGCAAAUCCAAGAGAAGAAAGCCCCUACGGAUCCUCCUAGCGUCCGCAGGCUUGUUAACCAGCUGAAACAGCAGAAAGAGGUGUUGCUCCAGGACAAACCUGGAGGAAGUGCUAAUCAUGACCACUGGAUUGAUGAAUAAACUCUCCCAUCAUCUUUUUCCUUUAUGCAACUAUUUCAUUCAAUUUAUCUUUACCAUAUGGUAGAACCAAAGAUUAUCAUAAAACAAGUGUUAUAUCCAUUUGACUAUCUUUAUAAUAAAAGCUCUGGAUGAUUUAUUUC
Messenger RNA from Raphanus sativus (radish), 806 nucleotides. RefSeq lists its product as uncharacterized. The coding region runs from base 88 to 666 and encodes 192 amino acids. The record is from RefSeq and is a predicted model, not a curated record. The transcript is spliced from 4 exons. Lineage: Eukaryota; Viridiplantae; Streptophyta; Magnoliopsida; Brassicales; Brassicaceae.